GCCCAGGGAGCUCCCGUGGGCGGGCCCUCGCGCCCUUUCCUUCAUGAGGUCUAGGAACGUGGCCUGCGUUCCUUCCUGGGAGGGCCUGCCCCGCCUCUAAAAUCCGUGGCGGGACUGGCAUUGUCUCGGCUGCCUUCUUCUGGGAGUCUGGUAGCAAGUUGGACAGGAGAGCGGGAGACGCCCGGGGCAAGUUUGUCUUUGUCCGACGGCCCGGCCGGGGAGAUUUCGCUGGGGAGGCUGCCGAAGCCGGAGGAUCCCUGAGCGGACAUCCUCGGGCGGGCUGGGAGAGGUGGGUGGCGGGACCGGAGCACGUGGGAAGACUCCGGGGAAGCACCUGCACAAGCGGGUCCGCCCGAGCUCCGUCUCCAGCCUUGGUUUUCCUUUGUCGGGCAGCUCCAGCGAGAGCCGCGACGGCGGCGAAGAGCCUUGUUGGAUCCGCCUGGCGCGUUGGGUUCGCUGAGGCGGAAGCGACCUGGACUGGGGUCCGGUUCCCUGAGGCACGAGGGGCCCCGGAGUGGCAUCAUCGGCCUGUCGGAGCCCCACUGAUGAAUCCAUCUCGGCCUCCAGCGAUGGCUGCUGAAAAGUUUCGCAUUCAGGAGUCAACUGCAUUUGAAGCAGUAACUGUGUAUCUCACGGAGGAAAUUCAAUUUGAUUUUGAUCCGUACCUGUUCGCCCUCAGUGGGAGUAACCUACAACAGUAUUGCACCUUGCUGUCCUGGUUAGAAAUGCGGAAUCACAAGUCAGAACUCACCUUGGAGACAGAAGAAGGUAUCGCAACACCCCUCUCAUUGGUCCACGUUGUGGAGGAAUUUGGGACAUCUCCACGCUUAUACCAAGGUGAUGAGGCAGCACAAACCAAACAGCAAGCAAACCUUAUGCCCCUGGUGAGGCUGCAGUAUAAUUUUGCCCAAGAAGCUAAUCUGCCAACCAGAAGCAGCGAGUUCUUCCCGACCAGUGAAAAUGUCAGCCUGUUCCCUGAGCUGCCCAGAGUCCACCCCAAUGCAAAAGAGCCCAUUCAAGAGUGCAGCGCAGCUUUUCCACACCAAGGGGGCACUUUGCAUGCCAAUGCCGCCUAUGCAGCACUCAAGCAACAUGGCAGUGGGGUUUUUCCCCUGGGUUGUGAGCAGGAUAACCCUCAGGAUGCUGUCAGAUUCAGUGGGGUUGCAGGAGAUAGUUCGCAAAAAGGUCAUCCCAGUGAGAGGUCACACCCGGAGAAGAACAGCCACCCCAGGAACAACGUUGAGGCAAACGUUAGCAAGCUGCCAACUUCUGCGGUUUGUGAAGAAACAUGUGCUGGAGAGCCACCCUGUGUGGGUUCUAAUCCUGCAGUAAACCAUCUCAACCCCGCCCCUGUUGACCAUCAGCAGGUCUCCCCUAAAGACCUCCCCACCUUCCGAUGUCCCACUUGCAGCCACCCUUUUAAGUGCAGCAUUGAAAGUCUCGUGGGGCAGGAAGUCAGUGCCACCAACAGGUGGAAGAGGCUCUUCGGCCAGCUUAGCCUCAGCUCCCUUUCUAAAAAAGGGGCCAGCAAGGUGGAGAAGCCCUUUAAAUGCCCCGAUUGUGGGAAGGGCUUCCUUCACCGGUCCAGCAUCCCCAGGCACCAGAGGCUCCAUAAGAAAGAGAACUCAUCUCCCAAUUCUGGGCAGCGCGUGCCCUACCAGUGCUCCAAUUGUGAGACCAGGUUUGCAGUGAAGUCGGCGGCAGCCAAGCUGCAGAGGCUGCAUGAGAAGGACCAGCAGUUCAGGUGCCUCUUCUGCGAUAAGAGCUACAGCCAGAAGAGCCAUCUGAAGAGGCAUGAGCAGCAGAAGCACCAGGAGACUCCCUGA
Candoia aspera is the source of this 1826-nucleotide messenger RNA. Its product is annotated as zinc finger protein 79-like. The transcript has 5 exons. Gene Ontology annotation, molecular function: RNA polymerase II cis-regulatory region sequence-specific DNA binding; DNA-binding transcription factor activity. NCBI's taxonomy places the organism in Eukaryota, Metazoa, Chordata, Lepidosauria, Squamata, Candoiidae. The record is from RefSeq and is a predicted model, not a curated record. Gene Ontology annotation, biological process: regulation of transcription by RNA polymerase II. Bases 546 to 1826 code for a protein of 426 amino acids.